Molecule: messenger RNA, 1689 nt
Organism: Paralichthys olivaceus (Japanese flounder)
Lineage: Eukaryota; Metazoa; Chordata; Actinopteri; Pleuronectiformes; Paralichthyidae
Gene: angptl6
Product: angiopoietin-like 6
Source: RefSeq, a predicted model, not a curated record
GUCUGACCACUGACAAAACUUAGUGGGUGCUUGAAGUUUUUUCCUACUGGAACAGAGCAAAGACUUCUCAGAAAUACUUCCCAGCUGCCCCAGAGUCAUCAGAAGACAAACACAUUCAUGGAGAAGACACUGACGAUAGGCCUGACUCUUUUUCUAACACUCUGCGUGGACAUACCAGAAGCUGUUGGACGGAGGGAGGGGGCCAAUGGAAAUAACACUCAGAAACGUUCAUCACGGUCCUCAGAUACAAACGGAGGCCGUUGCUCCUACACCUUCAUUGUCCCCCAGCAAAAAAUGACCGGGGCGCUGUGUUUGACCACAAAGUCUGCUGCUGCCAACCAGUCUGACGUGGCUGCAUUGCGGGCAGAGCUCAGGCGACAGCAGGAACAGCUGGAGAAAUUCAGGGGCCAACUGGACCAGGAGGGGACCCUUGCCAUGGAGGUAAGAGCCCUGCGCAAAGAGAGUAACAGCAUGAAUUCACGCAUCACUCAGCUCUACGCCCAGCUGCUGAAUGAAGUAAUCAACAAAAAGGACCAAGCUUUGGAGCAGCGAAGGGUGGAGAACCUGCUGCUCAAUGCCACAACACAGGCCCUGCAGGUGUCCAGCAAUUACAGGGAGCUGGAGAAGAAAUAUGGAGCCCUCACCUCCAUGUUGAGCUCCCAGAACCAGUUUAUUGCUCGUCUGGAAAAGCAGUGCCAGUGCAGGGACUCCACCCACCAGCCGUCUGUGGUGAUGACUGAACCACCAAAAAUCCCGUCUAACGUGCAUCCUAAUUACAGCUCCGAAGCCAACGGAAUGACCAAUGAUGUUCAAAGGGACCAAAGUGCUCCUCCGCCACAGCAGGAAAAAAUGGAGCGGGUUCAUUCCGUCCCCAGCACCACAGCCAACACUCCUACAGACCCCCCUUUCAUUAGUUUCCCUGUCACAAAGACUCCAGGUCCAUGGCGGGACUGCCAGCAUGUGCUGGAAUCUGGCGAGACCACCAGCGGGAUAUACUUGCUCCGCCCGCAGAGCGCUAACCGCCUGAUGCAGGCUUGGUGUGAGCAGAGUCAGGCUCAGGGGGGGUGGACGGUCAUCCAGAGAAGACAGGAUGGGUCGGUCAACUUCUUCAGGACUUGGGAGCAGUAUAAGCAAGGUUUUGGGAACCUAGAUGGAGAGUACUGGCUUGGCUUGGAACACCUCUACUGGCUGACCAAACAAGCUGAUUAUAAGCUACGUGUGGCUCUGGAGGACUGGCAGGGCCGGCAAGUGUAUGCCGAGUAUGACAGUUUCCACCUGGAACCGGAGAGUGACUGGUACCGACUGCGUUUGGGCCAAUACCAGGGCAAUGCAGGGGACUCCCUCUCGUGGCACAACAACAAGGCCUUCACCACUCUGGAUCGAGACAAGGACAGCUACACAGGUAACUGUGCCCAUUACCAGAAAGGAGGCUGGUGGUACCACAUGUGUGCCCACUCCAAUCUGAAUGGAGUGUGGUAUCGGGGUGGACACUAUCGCAGCCGCUACCAGGAUGGGGUGUACUGGGCAGAGUUCCACGGAGGGUCCUACUCCCUGAAACGAGUUUCUGUGAUGAUCAAGCCCAAGUAACAUAGUUGUGAUGUGGUUGUGAGAAGGAAAUGUGAUAACUGAUCUGAAUGAUUCUGUGCUUAACAUGUGCAAAGGGAAUUAAACUGUUUUUGUAAAAUAAAA